AUGGCCAGUCCGGGGUCACCUCCGAUUCCGACGAGUAUGCUUGGAUCAGGUGGAGAUUUGUUCACAGGUGGGAAGUUUGAAGAGAGUCGAAGGGCCCGUGCGAGGAGGAAAGAGCAUAGACAACGAGAACGUGAGCGAGAACGUGAACGUGAACGUGAGAAUGAGGGAGAAAAGUCGAAAGUAGAUGGUAGUACAACGAUAGCAGAGGGUGCAGAUGCGAAAAAAGACGCUGGAGCAGAGAAGCCCGCUGAGAAACCAACCGGUUCAUUGAAUAAAAAGAGCAGUUUUGGCAGUUUGCAGUUGAAAGGAAAGAGAAAGAGUAAUGGGAGUACUAAGAAACUUCUUGGUAGUGGGGUCAUGAGUGGGUUCAGACGUAGAAUGCCGGGCAUGAUGCCUCCACCAGUGGGAUCCCGAGACGACUUUAGUAGUGACGACGACAAUGAUGACGAUGUCGACUUAGGAGAUUAUUAUGGAGACGGUGAUGAAAUUGAGGAUGGAGAUCUGGGAGAAGACGAUGUUGAUGAGGAUAAUGACUCUGAAUACUAUUAUGAGGAGUUUAAAGACCGUGGUUCUCAUCCUGGAAAGAGCAGAAAUAGCAAGUCCAGGACGAGUAAAGGUCUGUUUGAUUUCGGGAAGAGAGAUGAUGAAGGGGAUGAUGACGAUGAUGACGAUGACGAUGACGACGAUGAUGACGAUGAUUAUGAUGAUGACGAUUUUAACGACACAACUGCAACUACUUUUUUCCGGAACCUGUCUGAAGACGAUACUUUAACUACGGUAUAUGAAAAUGAGUUUGCAGGUAUAGAUAACAGCGACAGUGAUCUGUUAAGUGAUUUCGGUCUAAGAGGACAAAACAGGUCCCAGACUGGAAUUGCAGGUGGAGCUGGGGCUGGUGCUGGGGCAUUGGCUGGAACGGGUAUUGGUACAAGAGGAGAUAGAACAUCGCAUAAAAAUGGAGGUAGAAGAGGAGGACAGAGUAACAGAAAUGGUGGACGUGGAAACAGCUCUAACGACGUUGUACUUGGUGAUAGACCAGAUAGUACGAAUAAUGCGUCUGAUACAACCGGAAAUGGCGAUGAUGGCGGUAGUGGUAAUCAGAGUCAAAUCACGAAUUCUGGCGGUGCUGGUCAUGGCCAUAGUGAACUUAACUUGCGAGACCGAGCCGAUUCGACUACUAGUGGUGGAAUGAGUGGCUCGAUUCCUGUAGGAGAACUCACUUCGAGCUUACUUGUCCGAGCAAUGAGUGAAGAGGAUGACAGUAACAUCGAAGAAGAGCUCCAGAAUGCCGCGAGACAAAUCAAACGAAAAAGUAUGGCAGCCACUGAUGUAGAUUCACUGGUAUCAGACAGCCGACCUCCUUCAAUUCAUAAUGUAUCUCCACAACCACAGCCGGUUGGAUCGGGCCAUGGACAUCAGACCUCGACUCAAAAUCAACCGAGAUCUCGAGUGAGGGCGACUACUGUUAGUUCCACUGUAUCAACGGGUCAUAAUCCUCAUCAGAAUCGCCAAAAUAUCAUGAGACAGCGGUCGCUUGAUAUCGGUCUAAACACUUUAGCAUCAAAUAUCAGUAGUAACAGACUGGGACUUCAACCACCGAAUGUUGGCAGUAGUGUCAGCUCGACGAGUCGUAGAAUGAGCAAUCCAGCUCCAGUACGAACCUUAUCCUCUCGAACACUUAAUGGCGGUACUGAUCCCAGAGACCCAUCGACCACUUCACAUAUUCCAGCUGUCAGUAGACGCAAUACAGAUGCGAGCGUGUCGUCUACAAACAUCGUUCCGGAAAUAUUCCCUAGCGAUGAAGUACUGGCCAAACAAAAUCUGUAUUUACAGAGAUCCAAAUCAGGAAGUACCAGCUCUCUUAAUGCCAUUAGCAAUGGAGCUGGUAGCUCCAACCCCAGUCUGCCAACUCCACCUGCUAAACUAUCAAGUCUCAUUAAAGCCAAGCAAGCCUCAUUCGACAACCCAUUAGAACAGUACAUUGCUGCUUCUGGAAAAAGUGAGCGCAAACCUUGUCGACUGAAAAUGUACAUGCCCUCUUGUAGCGAACCCAAAAAGUCCUGGGAAGUUGUUGUUCGAACAGAUGCUAAUGUCGCCAGUGCCAUCGGAUUCGCUCUAUACUGCUUUCAACAAGCAUCAAGACAGCCUGCACUUCCUGAAGACAUGCAGGAUGCUAAUAAAUGGAAUCUUCGCAUUGUUGAAGACGACGGUGAGCCCGACGAAGAUUUCCCUGCUCUCGACAGAACCCGACUUAUUUCAGCCUACUCUUUCGACGAGUUUGCUCUUGUAGAAGCAACCCCCGACCAGUUUCGCGAAAACGAGAAAAUCACCCCCAACUCUCGUAAACCAACAAAAAGUAAAAGCACGACUUCAGUUAGCGGUCCAGCAAAUGCAUCUUCAGCUGGAUCUACUGGACCGGGUGCAUCCACCACCUCUGGUAACACUAACGAUCCAAGCACUCCAGAACAGGUUACAAUCCGAGUUUUCCAGUUCCCUUUCAACGAAUUAGUCUCACCAGUGUUUUGGACUGCCAAUUUAUCAACCACCACCAAAAUCGAAGAUCUACUCGAAACAAUAUGCGAAGACAAGGUGCUUGAUGUGUCGAUGUACGUGCUGAAAAUCGCCGGUACCCGUACAUUGGCGAUGAACUCGCUCGAUUUAACGUCUUUAGACGGUCGUCACAACCUCGAACUCACACCUAAACGUACAAUUACAGCUGACAACGGUUACGACGUUUCACUACUAACAGCCAUGAACCGACGAGCAUCGAGUCACACAAACUCGCCCUCAGCCCGACGACGACUGGUCGGUGCUGGUCCAUCUACCACGUCAUCAACCUCACCAUCUAACGUAUAUUCAGCACUGGAGUACCGAGGAGCUCAAGACAUCAAAGCCAGUUCCAGCCAUAUCCGACUUCCCUCGAGCAUUCUCCCAGAAGGCCUCCUAAACGGGUCAUCUGCCGGGUACCAAAAGUACAUGAUCUGGCGACGUCAACCCAUGUCCUUUAUCAGCAGACACGAGCGAGUACUCGCCAUAGACGGAGAGUACGUGCACAUUAUGCCGUCUGAAGACCGGACCUUCUUCGACUCGCCGAAAACCUCGUCAUUCCACAUCGGCCAGAUCAUCAAGUGCAAACAAUCAACCAAGGUUCCCACGAACUUCAAAGUGGUCGUCAUGAAAACCAGCGGCCCCAAACGAUACGACCUCGAAGCGGUCUCAGUAGCGGAGUCGGCCGAAAUCGUCGCCAAACUUCGAGCUCUGUCGCAAAAGUACCGCCAGAACUAG
Messenger RNA from Sugiyamaella lignohabitans, 3282 nucleotides. It is a transcript of the gene AVO1, whose product is annotated as Avo1p. Bases 1 to 3282 code for a protein of 1093 amino acids. NCBI's taxonomy places the organism in Eukaryota, Fungi, Ascomycota, Dipodascomycetes, Dipodascales, Trichomonascaceae. Gene Ontology annotation, molecular function: phosphatidylinositol-4,5-bisphosphate binding. Gene Ontology annotation, biological process: TORC2 signaling. The record is from RefSeq and is a predicted model, not a curated record. Gene Ontology annotation, cellular component: TORC2 complex; cytoplasm; plasma membrane. The transcript has a single exon.